AAAAAAUUUUAAAGAUCAUAUCUUUCUGAUCAAUAGUUCUCCCUCUUCGCAAAUUUGAAAAUUAGGCAACAUGGGUAUCAGCAGAGACUCCCGCCACAAGCGUUCGCAUACCGGUGCUAAGCGAGCUCAGUAUCGUAAAAAAAGAAAAUUUGAAUUGGGUCGUCAACCUGGUAAUACAAAGCUUGGUCCUAAACGCAUCCAUGAAGUUCGUGUUCGUGGCGGGAACAAAAAGUUUCGUGCUCUUCGUCUGGAUUCUGGAAGCUUUUCUUGGGGAUCGGAGAGUAUUUCCAAAAAAACAAGACUCCUGGCUGUUGUUUAUAACUCUUCAAACAACGAAUUGGUUCGAACCAAUACUCUCGUGAAAGGAGCCGUUAUUCAAAUUGAUGCUACUCCUUUUAGACAAUGGUAUGAAGCUCAUUAUGCUCAACCUAUCGGUCGCAAAAAGAAGAAAGAAGGCCAAAUUGAAUCAGAUGAAUUGAAUAAAAAGCGGUCCAAUCAUGUCCAACGAAAGGUAGAUUCUCGUAAGGAGGAAGCUAAAGUUGAUGGUGCUUUGGAGGAUCAGUUUGUUACUGGUCGUUUAUACGCUAUAAUAUCUUCUCGACCAGGUCAAAGCGGUCGUGCUGAUGGGUAUAUUCUUGAAGGAAAAGAGCUUGAAUUUUAUGUGAGAAAGAUUAAAUCAAAGAAAUAAAAAGUAUAUUUUGUUUGAAAGAAUAUUUUAUUUUUCAUCUCUAUAUUAAAAAUCUCUAUAUUAAAAAUAUAUAUAUAUAUAUAUUGUAUCCUAUAUAAAAUUUUUAUUCCAAAUUUUAAAAUAAAUUUUCUGCACUAUUA
This is a messenger RNA of Rhizophagus irregularis DAOM 181602=DAOM 197198, 828 nucleotides long. RefSeq names its product 40S ribosomal protein eS8. NCBI's taxonomy places the organism in Eukaryota, Fungi, Glomeromycota, Glomeromycetes, Glomerales, Glomeraceae. The record is from RefSeq and is a predicted model, not a curated record. Gene Ontology annotation, molecular function: structural constituent of ribosome. Gene Ontology annotation, cellular component: cytosolic small ribosomal subunit; ribosome. Gene Ontology annotation, biological process: translation; maturation of SSU-rRNA from tricistronic rRNA transcript (SSU-rRNA, 5.8S rRNA, LSU-rRNA).